CUAACUCAGAUUUGUGUUAAAAAAAAACAAACCAGAGGCACAGACAGACAAUAAUGAGCUUCACAUCUCAUCUCCAAGCGACCAACCUCAUGGUGGUGGUCGGAGCAAAAUCGCCGGUGGAUCGUCGCCGGAAAGCACUUGAGAGAGUGAACAAAGAGCUCUCAAGAGGCAAAUACGAAACCGCGCUCUCUCUCGUCAAGCAAUUCAAGAGCAGCAAACAUCACGGCUGCUGCCUCUCCGCCUUCGCCUCCGCCAAAUUGCUUCCCAAGAAAUCACCACCACUAUCGGAUACAUUCGAAAGGUUGAUCGAUUCAGUCUCCAGAACCUUCGAAUCCGUUUCUGCUGAAGCGAUUCAAGAGCACAACAAAGCAACAACUUGUGAAGAAGAUCGGUUCGCUGUCGUUCAGCACGAAUCAGGCCAUUUCCUGGUCGGUUACUUGCUCGGAGUACUUCCAAGACGCUACGAGAUACCAGAUCUGGAAGCUAUGAGGGAUGAUGAUAAUGUAGUGACCGGGAGAGUAGAGUUUGUGGGGUUUGAGUUCCUCAAACAAGUCGGUGGUGCAAACCAAUUUAUGAGAGAUGAUGUUUCGGUUUCAUCCAAGACACUGAACAACUUCUCAUGUGUGGUACUCGGAGGAAUGGUAACGGAACACAUGCUUUUCGGAUACUCUGAAGGUUUCUACUCGGAUGCUGUCAAGUUGGAGAGUGUUCUGCAGUGGCGAGGGUUCACGGAAAGGGAGGAGAAGGCGGGUCAUGUCAGAUGGGCUGCUUCCAACGCUGUUUUUUUGUUGCAUUCGUACAGUGAAGCAAGGGUUUCACUUGCGGAAGCAAUGUGCAAAGGCAAACCGAUUAGUGCUUGUAUUGAAGCCAUUGAAUCUGCAAUUUUGUAGACAUUUUUAAUAUGUGUGAAUUAACUUUGUAAUUCUUCCU
This is a messenger RNA of Raphanus sativus (radish), 930 nucleotides long. RefSeq lists its product as uncharacterized. Gene Ontology annotation, molecular function: ATP-dependent peptidase activity; ATP binding; metalloendopeptidase activity. Gene Ontology annotation, biological process: proteolysis. The coding region runs from base 54 to 890 and encodes 278 amino acids. NCBI's taxonomy places the organism in Eukaryota, Viridiplantae, Streptophyta, Magnoliopsida, Brassicales, Brassicaceae. The transcript has a single exon. The record is from RefSeq and is a predicted model, not a curated record.